UUGUGAAAUAAAAAUGGCAUCUCCUCAGGGUGGUAAUACAGAGAAGAAAAGAGAUCAAAAUCAUUUAGAUGCAUUCAUAUCCACAGAUCUGACUCACCCAGAACUUUCUGGGCUAUCUCCAAGGGCACUUAUUGAACAGGAAGUUAGAGAUCAGAUGGCUUAUGACUUAAAAGAACUUUUUGAUAGACCUCCUGUCAUAAAUGAGUAUAAUAUUGGGAUAUCAAAUGGUGACUGAUGGGGGAAAUUAGCAAACACUGUCUUAUCAGAUCACAAGAAUUUGUGCAAAUAUCUUGGCGAAAGAUGUGAGAGAUGUAAAUAAAAUUGACCAACAAGAGAAGGAAAAAGCUCAGAAAUUGAACAAUAAGCUAGCAAACCAGGAUAAGUACAGGAGAUCAAAGGCACUGAGGAAUCUGAAAGGGAAGGAGAGCAAGUUUUCAAACUCUUUGCCCAGAAAGUCAAUAACUAUUAAGCAUAACCACAUUAAGAUGCUAGCUCCAGAGAUUAAGGAGCAACUUGAGCAGCUGAAGAAGAAAAAUAAUAAGAAGCAGCUAUCAGAAGAAAGAAAUUCAAUUUGUAGAUCUCGGCAGAAUCCAAAGUUAUCUAGACAAUCUAUUUCAACUUCCUUGCCGGAUGUGAAGAAAGGAGACAACGACUUAUUGCCUGAGAGAAGGAAUAGUAUCAGAAAGAAGCCAACUUUUAGGAAUUCCACUGGGCAUGGAGAUUGGAAUUUUAACACCAUCAAAGAAGUAUCAAGUCCUGUAAAGUCUCCAGAUCGCUUAGACUCAAUGCAUACUACAUACAAAAGUAAGGAUAUGUCAAAGCAAAAACCAAAGCGCAGAGCCUCAAAGCUUAAAAAGAUUGCGUCAAAGCAUACCCAGAACAAAGCAAAGGAUGCAGAACAGAAGAUAAAUGACUUCCUUCAAAAAAUUGAGGCAACCAAGAAGAAGCCUCCAAUUUUAGGCUACAAAGUCACAAAGCACUCAAGGAACAAAUUCAUUUUCAAAGGUUCUUCAACAGAUGUUUUGAAAAGGCAAACUGGCACUAACAAGCAGGAGAAAAUGGCUCAGGAUGGCCUCAUACAGAAAAUGAAAGAAUUUAAGAAAUUAUCCAAUCUCUCUCCUGAACCUUACAGGCUUAAGAACGCUCCAAAGGCAAAAGCCUCUGGUUAUGGGGACAUGAACCCUAAAACUUUGAAGGAAGUUUUGUUUACUAUCAAGAAUGAUAUCGAAAGCAAGAUUAAGGAUAUCCAGACUAAAGAGAUAGAGAAGCCUUUGUUUGAUACUGAAAAGUUCUUUAAGAAUCAAGGAAAAUAUAAGCUCAAAAGUUUCUCCCCAAAGAGAAAAGGCUUUAAUAAGAAAGGAUUGAAGACCUCUCGUAAUCAGGAUGAGAAGAAAAUCAAAUUUCUGAUGAACACCUUCUCACCAAAGAAAUUAUCACUUUCACAGAUGAAGCAAGGGAAAACUUGUCUAGAUCGUGGAAAGAAAUCAUUGAAGCCUGCCGAAAGGGAUAACAGUCUUGUUCUACCUGCAAUUCAGAGUCCUAGAAGUGCCCAUUCAGAAUGCUAAAUUGUGAAUUCAUUGAUAAAUUUAUGCAAUUACAAACAUUUU
Messenger RNA from Moneuplotes crassus, 1607 nucleotides. NCBI's taxonomy places the organism in Eukaryota, Ciliophora, Spirotrichea, Euplotida, Euplotidae. The record is from the annotation of a GenBank genome assembly.